This is a messenger RNA of Thrips palmi, 3287 nucleotides long. RefSeq names its product bromodomain-containing protein 7 (gene Brd7-9). Gene Ontology annotation, biological process: regulation of transcription by RNA polymerase II. The record is from RefSeq and is a predicted model, not a curated record. Gene Ontology annotation, cellular component: nucleus. NCBI's taxonomy places the organism in Eukaryota, Metazoa, Arthropoda, Insecta, Thysanoptera, Thripidae.
GGUUUUAUUUUGGUGCAUAGCUGUUAAGAUGAGUUUGAAAAAGCACAAAAAGCACAAGUCGGAAAAGAGAGACAGACAUGAAGACAAAUCACAAACUGGUGGUGACAAGCCACCGGGUCUGCGGCUCAUUUUGAAGAUGAGCAAUUCCACACCAGACAAUUCAUGUGACUCACUGGGGCCUAUGGUGGAUGAAGAAACAAGUAGAAUGUCUGCUGCAUCUUCCUCUCAUUUGACAAGUGUUCGGGACGACAUUUUAAAUUCAGUGAAUGCUUUAUCUGAUCGCUCUCACAAAAAAGCUAAAAAGAAAAAGAAAAAGAAGGAGAAGGAUCGUGAUAAACAUGAGAAAAAGCACAAACAUCAUCACAAGGAAAAACGGAAACGUCGUGAAGAGUCAAGCCAAGAUGAUGUUAGUAUGGGUGAAGAGAGUUUGUCUGAACCUCCUGCAAAGCGUGCUGGAUUAGAUGGUUCUCAGGUGAUUGAUGAACAGAUGAUUGCUGUGGCAAGAGAAGUUGACGCUGCCAUUCGUGAGCCACGAUCAUGCGUUUUGAGACAAAGACAAGAACGGUCUGCUCUGCAAAGACUCUUGGAGUACUUGCUGAAAGCUUUAGAGAAAAAGGAUCCAAAACAACUAUUUGCUUGGCCGGUGACUGAUCACAUCGCCCCAGGCUAUUCAUCCAUUAUUUCAAUACCAAUGGAUUUCAGCACAAUGAAGCAAAGAAUUGAUAAUGGAGUCUAUUCAUCCCUGUCCCAAUUCACUGAUGACUUUAAAUUGUUGUGCAAUAAUGCAAUGGUUUACAAUCAGCCCCACACAAUAUAUUACAAAGCUGCUAAGAAGUUGCUCCACACUGGUGUCAAAAUGAUGAGCCCAGAUAAGCUGAGACCUUUGCGGUCUGUCUUAACUUACAUGGUUGAUAUCGGGCGAGAAGCUUUGGGCUUUGAUGUUGGUGAAGGACUUGCUGCUUCAGAGCUUGUUUCUCCUGGCAGCCCUUUGGCAACCAAUUCAGAUAUGGGAAUGGAGGGUGCCUCGCUUGGUGAAGAAAGUAUGGACAUUGAUAUUAAGAAGAAGGAGCAGAAACCCAUCCUUAACAAGUUUGAGGCUAUUCCUGAUGACCUUGCUCCUGAAGAGAUUCUUGAACAAGCUCAAAGAGCAAGACAAGCUGCUGCAGCAAAGCUUGCAGCCAGGAAGCCAAAGACAACCAUGGGAUUUUUACGUCAGCGUAAGGAUGGUACCACAUCUCUUAAUAUAUUAGUACCUGGAGAUGGAAUUGAUGUAGAGAAGAAAGAGAAAGCAGUUUUACUUGGAGCUGUCACUGGGAAGUUGACCAAUGGUACAGGGCAGCUUCAAGGUUUCAGAGAAGACAAACGGAAUUUGGCCAAAACAGUUAAACCGCUUUACUAUGGUGCUUUUGGGUCUUACGCACCAUCACAUGACUCUACUUUUGCUAAUUUAAGUAAAGAUGAGUCAGAUCUUGUGUAUCAAACGUAUGGUGAUGACGCUGCUGUUCAGUAUGCUGAGAGCAUACUGGAUUUUGCAAAGGACAAUGACUAUACUAUUACAAUGGUAGAUAAUCUUUUGGACAUUUUAACACAUGGUGAACACAGAAGAACAAAAAAGAAUCUUGAGGAUAGACGUAAAAUGAGAGAAGAGGAGGAACGAAUGCGAGUUAUCCUAGACAGUGCUAGAAGUCAAGAAAGUACGACUGCCCUGGCAACUUCUCCCACUGUACCAAUCCAAUGUCCAAAUUCAAAGUCCCAGUCCACCCCUACUCCUCCAGUUACUAUACCAGUUCAGGCUAUGAAUUUGGAUUCCUUACGAAGUCUUGGUGAUCUUGGUAUUGACACAAGUUUUUUGGAGGGAGUUGAGGUGCUGAGGAAAGAGGUAGAGGAGCAGCAGCAGGCUCAAGCUCAGCUAAACCACACUGGUGGUCUCCUGGAGAACUUGCAACAAGUUCAAAGUGACCGCUUGAGCACUGCACCACCCCAGCACUUGUCACAAGUGUUGCAGCCAUCCAUAACAGAAGUAUCCUUAGCUGAGAAGAUAACAGAAAAUCUCACUGAUUUGGCAAAGAGAGUUCCUCCUGCUGCAAUUGUUCCUGUAACAGCUGUUCGAAAGGCUAUGGGUGUGCAGGUAACGCCUGAUAGUGAAGGCGUCAGCUCUUCAACUUCCGGUGACCAUAUUCAGACAGGCGUUCAAGCUUCAACAGUUCAGGCCUCCAAUCCCACCAGUUCUGGAACAUCAGUUCGAGACUUAGAAGCGGAGUUACGAGAGUUUCUUGAGAGUGAAACGUCCAUGGGCAAUUCUGAAAUGCAUGAUGAUCAGUCAAUUGAUGAAAUAUUUUCAGUUCCCUAGGCUUAUCAUUUGUGUAGGCAAUCAGCAUGGAACACACAACUGUACAAUCAUGUGCUCCCUUGUUGUAUUCACAAGUUACCUAUUGUGUCUGUGUAUUUAUGCUGGGACAGUCAUUAUGAAUUAUUGUUUGACAACAAGACCUCUUUGCUUCAUUUCUCAUGGCUUUAAUUGAUUGGAUUAAUUGCAAAGCACAAUGUAUUUAAUUUGUGACCAUUCCCAUGAUUUUUUUGUUCUAAGAUUGAAUUUAAUUGGUUUGUGUUUUUCUUAUUUCUCUUUCCCAUUUUUUGGUGGUAUUUUUGAAAAGAACUAGUCUUUUAAUUGUGUCACUUGCUGAAGGCUUGCAUGUCUUCUGCUUCAUCUUCAAAAUCUAAUCUUUAGGUGUUACUAAUUGAGCAACUAUUCUGUGAUCAGUCAUUAUAUUUAAAAUCCCUUUUAAUAGUUAAACUGAAGGGCUGAUACAGACUCUAAAAGAGUCCUCUGGGAAAUGCAUUUGCUAUUUAAUUGGCACGUUUAUUCUGUGAGCUUAUUAGAAAAAGAAACUCAUCAGCACCUUCCAAAUGAAUUUUAUUGUGGUGCCUGAGGUUUGUAAAUAAUAAUAAUAAUAAUGACAUUGUUGUAGAUCUUUUAACUUAUGGUUAGUUUUAUGACCUGUAUUUGCAGCUACUUGGAUAGCACUUAUUUGGCUGUACUGUAAUUAAAUUUAAAUAAUUUUCUUGGUGUAGAUUUGUAUAGGUGCUCAUAUCUUUGGUGUUUUGUAGUAACAAAAUUUUUAUUAAGAAAAAAAUGCUGUUAAACAUGCAAUUACCUAGAAUUUUUUUAAUUUAUAAGUAAGCUACAUGCUAAAUGUCCAACGCAGACCUCUCGUAGAGGAUGACGUACUGUUCAUAUUCUGUAAAUAUAGCCAGUAGAAUAAAAUGAAGUUGUGCAUCAAAUCAAA